UCCCCGCGUCGAGAAGGAGCCGAGCGGGCUGGAGACCGACAGGACCAGCUUUCGUCGUCGCAGUCGCCGCCGCCGCCGCCGCCGCCGCCGUUGCCGCCACUUAAGAGAAGCCGUCGCGGCCACCCCUGCCGCUCCCGCCGGCCACCAUGUCCGCCCAGGCGCAGAUGCGGGCCCUGCUGGACCAGCUCAUGGGCACGGCCCGGGACGGUUCAGUGUAUCUUUGCCUGCCUACAUCAAUCUGCAAGGGAGUUGCAGAAAAGCCUCAUGUUCAUCGAGCCGAGACGAAACCAGACAGAGGGUCAAGUUUACAGAUGACCGUGUCUGCAAGAGUCACCUUCUGGACUGCUGCCCCCACGACAUUCUGGCUGGGACGCGCAUGGACUUAGGAGAAUGUACCAAAAUCCACGACUUGGCCCUCCGAGCAGAUUAUGAGAUUGCAAGUAAAGAAAGGGACCUCUUUUUUGAGUUGGAUGCGAUGGAUCACUUGGAGUCCUUCAUCGCUGAGUGUGAUCGGAGAACGGAACUUGCCAAGAAACGGCUGGCAGAGACGCAGGAGGAGAUCAGUGCAGAAGUUUCUGCGAAGGCAGAAAAAGUACAUGAGUUGAAUGAAGAAAUAGGAAAGCUUCUUGCUAAAGCUGAGCAGCUGGGAGCUGAAGGAAAUGUGGAUGAAUCACAGAAGAUUCUCAUGGAAGUGGAGAAAGUCCGUGCAAAGAAAAAAGAAGCUGAGGAAGAAUACAGAAAUUCCAUGCCUGCGUCCAGUUUUCAGCAACAGAAGCUUCGUGUCUGUGAGGUCUGUUCGGCUUACCUUGGCCUCCAUGACAAUGACCGUCGUCUUGCAGACCACUUCGGGGGCAAGUUACACUUGGGAUUCAUUCAGAUUCGUGAGAAGCUCGAUCAGUUAAGGAAAACCGUGGCUGAGAAGCAGGAAAAGAGAAAUCAGGAUCGGCUGAGGAGGCGAGAGGAGAGAGAGCGGGAGGAGCGGCUGAGCAGGAGGUCUGGAUCAAGAACAAGAGAUCGCAGGAGGUCGCGCUCCCGGGACCGCCGUCGGAGGCGGUCGAGGUCGACUUCCAGAGAGCGGCGGAAGUCGUCCCGCUCCCGGUCCCGAGACAGACACCGGCGCCACCGAAGCCGCUCCCGGAGCCACAGCCGCGGCCAUCGCCGGGCAUCCAGGGACCGGAGCUCGAAAUACAAGUUCUCCCGAGAGCGGACUUCAAGGGAGGAGUCCUGGGAGCGCGGGCGGAGUGAGCGGGGGGCCACCGACUGGAGGCUUGAGAGUGCCAAUGGGAAGGCCGCAUCGCGGAGGUCGGAGGAGAAGGAGGCCGGCGAGAUCUGAGCCCACGCCCAGGCGCUGUAAAUAGUUUGAUCCGCGUUUGACACAGCCUCAUGUUACUCUUUGUAUUUGCUGAAUACAGCUCAUCUUUUGUAGUUUAACAUUUCUAUUGUUUUGGAGCUAGCUAUGAGUUUCUAGAGGUGUACAGAGUUGCUCCUGUGUUCUGGGUUAUGUCGAGUGGGAAUAAACAACCUGACAGACUGCC
Dama dama (fallow deer) is the source of this 1535-nucleotide messenger RNA. RefSeq names its product LUC7 like (gene LUC7L). The record is from RefSeq and is a predicted model, not a curated record. Gene Ontology annotation, cellular component: U2-type prespliceosome; U1 snRNP. Gene Ontology annotation, biological process: mRNA splice site recognition. Gene Ontology annotation, molecular function: mRNA binding. The transcript has 11 exons. Bases 377 to 1333 code for a protein of 318 amino acids. Lineage: Eukaryota; Metazoa; Chordata; Mammalia; Artiodactyla; Cervidae.